UGGUUUUGAAAUUCAGCUCUUGUUCCAUUACCCACUUUGCUCUGUCCGCAAGACGAUGCCCCAUUGGCAAACAAUGGGUCUACAGCACCUGCUCCUCAUGUUGCUGGGUUUGACCUUGCUGUCAUGCCCAGCAACAUUCGGAAAAAUGACAGCCGAACAAAAACGGAUUCAGAAAGAACUUGCCGAUAAGGCGGACAAGGAGAUCAUGUUUUUGGACCACAACGUUUUGGAUACAGUGAUUCAGAAUGAAGCUUGGCUGGUCUUUUAUGGGGCGAAUUGGUGUCCAUAUACUCAACGGUUCACACCCAAAUGGCUCGAAGUGCAAAACCGAUUCCUCCAAAAAAAGUACGCAGACCGGGGCAUCCACAUUGGAAAAGUCGAAUGCAGUAUACCGGACGUUUACCAUGGUGUAGCGGACUUUUGUACCAACCACGGGGUGGACGGGUUUCCUACCGUCAAUGUAUACAUUAACGGGACACUCAUUGAGGAAUACCCGGAGGCAGAUGAGAUUGAUCCUUUGAUGUCAUAUAUUGACCGGUUGGUGGUCAAGUAUGAGGAGAAGAAGGCGGCAGAAGCGUUGGUAAAGGCUCAAGCACAGAAAGCGGAUGCAAAGACUAGCAAGUUGGACAACGUGGAAAUGAACAAGACAUUGGCGCAGGCGCCUGUUGAAAACACACUUGUUCAGCACUCCAAAUCCAAUCCAGCUCCCUACCUCAUCGUUGCGGGUGGCCUGAUAGCCAGUAUGUGUGGCAUCAUUCUCUACCGACGACGGCAGGCCGCAUUAAAGGGAGCCUACCGUCGUGUCGAUUUGUGAGGAUGUUGCGGUUCUUUGGGAAGACUCCAGUAGGACCGAUAAGAUGGCUUAACGUCACAUGUGUUGGCCUAUACGAUUUCUAUGAUUGCACUCGUACCUACUUUCUUUUUGGCAUUGGGUCCUGUUCUUUAAUUUUUUAUUCUAUAUAAUAGAAAUGGUCUUGACAGUAGCUGCUCCCGGCGUAGGGAAGCUGGACAAAAAAUAUGGGGUACAAAACACUCCUCGAAAAAGAGGG
Messenger RNA from Spizellomyces punctatus DAOM BR117, 1049 nucleotides. RefSeq lists its product as uncharacterized. Gene Ontology annotation, molecular function: protein disulfide isomerase activity. Gene Ontology annotation, biological process: protein folding. The transcript is spliced from 4 exons. Gene Ontology annotation, cellular component: endoplasmic reticulum. The record is from RefSeq and is a predicted model, not a curated record. The coding region runs from base 56 to 814 and encodes 252 amino acids. Lineage: Eukaryota; Fungi; Chytridiomycota; Chytridiomycetes; Spizellomycetales; Spizellomycetaceae.